Fomitiporia mediterranea MF3/22 is the source of this 423-nucleotide messenger RNA. RefSeq lists its product as uncharacterized. The transcript is spliced from 5 exons. Lineage: Eukaryota; Fungi; Basidiomycota; Agaricomycetes; Hymenochaetales; Hymenochaetaceae. The record is from RefSeq and is a predicted model, not a curated record. The coding region runs from base 1 to 423 and encodes 140 amino acids.
AUGUUGUACAAAUUCUUCACCUUCGGCGCUUUGACUAUUGCAUUUAUCCCUCAUAUCAAUGCUCAGGGUGACUGCACUCGCAUCUACAAGGUUAGGGCGGGUGAUACGUGUAAUUCUAUCUCACAAGCGAAGAAGGUCUCUACGUUCCAGCUUGCCUUUAACAACCCAGAUGCGACCGCAGGCGAUUGUCUCAAUUUGCCACUUGGCGAAGUACUCUGUCUUGGCAUGGUAAAUCAAGACUGCAAGAUUAAUACAGUGGUAAAUUCUGGCGAUACGUGCUCAUCGAUUGCAGCUGCUAAAGGCAUUGACCUGGACGUCCUUGAGUAUAAUAACCCCGGAAUAUGCGAUAGUCUUGAAGGUGGCCAGGUCUUGUGCACAGAUCCUAACAGUAUUCCCUAUUCCACAGUGCUGAGCAGUAUUUGA